Messenger RNA from Pezoporus flaviventris, 835 nucleotides. It is a transcript of the gene VPREB3, whose product is annotated as V-set pre-B cell surrogate light chain 3. The record is from RefSeq and is a predicted model, not a curated record. Gene Ontology annotation, biological process: immune response; immunoglobulin production. The transcript is spliced from 2 exons. The coding region runs from base 176 to 553 and encodes 125 amino acids. NCBI's taxonomy places the organism in Eukaryota, Metazoa, Chordata, Aves, Psittaciformes, Psittacidae.
GCUUCAAGCCCGCUCUCUGAAGCCUGGCUGCAGCAAAGUGAGCAACGUGAGGAGCUGGAGUCCCCGAGCCCCCUGUGUCAUUUACAUACACCUCAGCGGCAGCAGCACAGCCACCCGCGUUCCUGUAGCACUGCAGACCCUCUCCAAAACAGACUCCUGUCCUCCGUGUCCUGCCAUGGCCCUGGGCUUCAUGGUCCUGCUCCUGGUGGGGAUGAUGGAGACAGCUUCCAGGGCUGUGCCUGUGCUGACCCAGCCAACCUUCAUGUUGGUGCUGCCCGGGCAGACUGCUCGCUUGUCCUGCACCCUGAGCCCCCAGUACAACAUCAGUGACUUCGGCAUCUCCUGGUUCCAGCAGCGCCCGGGGCACAACUUGACAUACCUGCUCUAUUACAACUCUGAGCGAGAGAAGCACAAGGCCACCAAGACUCCUGACCGCUUCUCUGCUACCAAAGACAUCGCCAGCAACGCCUGCAUCCUCACCAUCACAUCCAUCUGUGAUGAAGACAGUGGCAACUAUUACUGCUCCCUGUCAGCUGCCUUCAACUGGUUUUAGAAGCAAGAGUACAAAAGCUUUUUGCAUUUCCCCUUGCAAGCCUGACACGAGUUAUUCAGUAGGGAGGUGGCAGCCCUAGGAGGAACGGAAAAGGACCCUCUAGUGUGCUGCAGCGAGCCCGGCAGCACUGCAUUGCGCUGUGAGGUGCAGCAACCUCCUGUUCAACCCCAAAGUCCCCCAUGGAACAUUGGACAGGCUGACACAGUGCGAGACCAGCCAGGGCUCGGCCCUGGAGCGCAUUAGCAGGGAUUUCCUGUUGCAGCGCAAGCUCUGCCAUAACCG